This is a messenger RNA of Pichia kudriavzevii, 993 nucleotides long. RefSeq lists its product as uncharacterized. Lineage: Eukaryota; Fungi; Ascomycota; Pichiomycetes; Pichiales; Pichiaceae. The coding region runs from base 1 to 993 and encodes 330 amino acids. Gene Ontology annotation, molecular function: protein binding. Gene Ontology annotation, biological process: regulation of translational initiation. Gene Ontology annotation, cellular component: cytoplasm. The transcript has a single exon. The record is from RefSeq and is a predicted model, not a curated record.
AUGCAUGAGAGUGAGGAGUUAGUUCAAGAGGCGGGAGCAAUCGAAGCAAUCUAUCCGGAAUGUAUAGAGAAGUUGUUUGAAGGAGUGUAUAAACUUAGAAUCCCCCAACAUGAGCACAUACUUUUUCAGAUGUCGUUUCCAGAAGACUAUCCCGAAUCCAAACCUUACAUAUUAGAUGUGGUAUCAGAAAAAGAAGGAUUUGAUGAAAAGUAUCUUAUGGAAUUGUUUCAGGACGUUCUAGAUUCGAUAUAUCAUGAAGGAGUAGUGGUUAUUUUUGAUUUAUUUACGGAGUUAGAGGCAGUGUUACAUAUUGAAGAAGACGCAGAUGAAGAAAUUAAAAAUGAGGAGGAUCAUUGGGGUAUGGAUGAGUCUAAUGUAAGAAACCUUGCUACAAAUCUAGAGGCGUCGAAAGUUAUCAGAGAAACAGGAGAAGAAGAAGAAAAAAAAAAAGAAGAACAAGAACAAGAACAACCCCAAUCACAUUUGGAAUAUGUAUAUGCUAAAAAUAAGGAAAAGAGAUACGCUAAAACAGGUAAGCCUGAUAAUUAUACAAAGCCAAACAAAAUGUCAGAUCCUCUUGAUGGUUGGAUAAUAAGUGAGCCGAUAUCUGACAGAAAAUCAACAUUUGUGGCAUUUGCAAAGGAAGUACAUUCUCUAGAUGAUGCUUACAUGAAACUAUCUCGAUUGAUGGAAGAUAAGAAGGUUAGUCGUGCAAACCACGCAAUGAGGGCAUGGAGAAUCAAAGAUAGUGAGAAAGGUGUGCAAUAUCAGGACUGUGACGAUGAUGGAGAAACAGCUGCUGGUGGACGAAUGUUGCAUUUAAUGUCGAUAAUGGAUGCAUGGAAUGUUAUGGUAGUUUGCUGUAGAUGGUUUGGUGGUGUUCAUAUUGGCCCAGAUAGAUUUAAACAUAUUAACAGCACAACUAGAGAUGUUUUAGUCAAGGGAAAUUUUGUUGAUAUUGAUAGUAAGAAAUCUAAAAAGAAGAGAAAGUAA